Lymnaea stagnalis (great pond snail) is the source of this 14510-nucleotide messenger RNA. The record is from the annotation of a GenBank genome assembly. NCBI's taxonomy places the organism in Eukaryota, Metazoa, Mollusca, Gastropoda, Lymnaeidae.
AGGGACUGGUGGGCGUGGAUUCAAGCCUGCCAUGGAUAUAGACAAACUGAUAAAGAUUUUUUAUUAUUUUGGGAUUUGGUCCAGUCUACGUUUAACUUCCGGAUUUCAGGUACAUUUUAACACGUUCUUCACAAGGCAACUGUGUACUCACCGUCGUUUGUUACCCAGUUGUGUACCCUGACUACAUGUCACCCGGGAUGAACUCCCAAAAAUGCUCCCCACCCCCCCCCACACACACACACAUCUAUUACAUAGUAUUAUAAUAACAAAAUAGAAAGUGCCGCCCCCUUCCCACACUCUAGGUAUGGUCCAUGUUUCAAAGUCACACCCUUAGGUGAGAAACUGGUCCAUGUUUCAGUCACACUAUUAGGAAAGAAACUAGUCCAUGUUUCAGUCACACACCUAGGUAAGAAACUGGUCCAUGUUUCAAAGUCACACCCCUAGGUAAGAAACUGGUCCAUGUUUCAAAGUUACACCCCUAUAGUAAGAAACUGGUCCAUGUUUCAAAGUCACACUACUAGGUAAGAAAUUGGUCCAUGUUUCAGUCACACCUCUAGGUAAGAAACUGGUCCGUGUUUAAAAGUCACACCCUGUCACAUAUGAGAUGGUAUUGUUAGGUAUGAUCCGUACUUAUAGUCAUGUACCAAGUGGUACAUCUCUAUGAUGGUUCACUAGUCCAGGCGUUGAGAAGUACAACGAACAAAUCACAGAACACUAACGAAUGAUCGAGCAACUCCUCAGCAACAGUUAUAGAUAAGAGAUGUAUUGAUGAAUAUAUUACAAAUUCAUUAAAGUUUCUUUCAUAAGUCCAACACUUUACUAACUGGUUCUAUCCUUGAACACGUCUAAGUAACGCUGCAUCUAGCACUUCAUAAUGACCGUCCACGAAUCUCUAACCCUCCUUAUGUCACAAAGAGUUCUAUCUUACAUACCAUUCUCUACCCCCUUAUAGGUGGUCCAGGAAGGCUAGCUAUUAACCCUCUCACUACCCUCUCAUUUCCGGUCAAUUAAGUACUUCCGUCGUUAACACCAAAUUAUCAUGCGAGGUCUGGAAGGCCCGAGACAUAAUAUUUUGGAAAGAAACAUCCCCCCAAUCUAAAAGAUGCGAGAAUCUAUUAACCGUACCCCAUGCGCCUAACGAUCCCCCCCCCCCCAAAUCGCAUCAAUUUCCGUCAACCCUAUACAUUUUCUGAAGAACAAUGAAGCUCUGUUGUUACCCCCCGACCCAGUCAUUUGUGACACACCACUUGGCACGAAACUGGUCCGUGUUUGAAACAAAGUUCAUCCUGUUUUGAGACUUAAAAUUAAAAUAUUCUUAACUAUGUAUGUAAUUAUCAAAUAUAAAUGUGAUGUUGCCAGGGAUGUAAGACUUGAAAUUUUAUCAUCUUACCAAAGAGAGAUCACGUGACAAUGUUACUAGAGUAGCCCUCAUUGGUGUAUUUUUAGCCACCACUCCGAAAUUGACCUAAAUUUGUACCGCAGUCAAUGUUAUUUGAAGUCUAUGCUGACUGAUACUGAGUUAAUCUUUACAUUACACGACAGAUCAGCCCAAUGUACGUCCCGAUGGAAGGAGGAACUCGACUAACUCUGUAUGGAAAUUUUUGGAACAAUUUUACAGACAUCAACGUGACGAUAUGUGAUGACCCGUGCGGUAACGUCACGUACAAUCAAAGGUUUAUUGUAUAACAUAAGACAAUUUUAACAUUUCGAUUAUGUUACUCAAAAUUAUUUACAUUUAUGUGUAUAAAAAAUUCAUUAGGAGUAUAAAAAGUUGACUGGGAGUAUCAAAAAUGCAUUAGGCUUAUCAAAAAUUCAUUAGGAGUAUCAAAAAUUCAUUAGGACUUAUUCAUUUGAAGCUUCUUAAUGCUUAGUGUUUUUAAAUCGUUUGUUUUUUAAUGUUCAUUUGAAAUUAAACUGUAUUUCUGUCAGUCUCAGUUGUAUUAUGUUUGUCUUCCAAAUAGUGAAUCUCCUUCUCAUCAAAGCAGCAUUAUCUGUACAGUGAGACUUUUAAACGCCACAAACAAUGCUAAGUCGUGUGAGGUCACAUUGAGCUGGUCAACAUCACAGGAUAAUGACAACGUGACCACGUCAUUUCAACAUGAAACAGGAGAUCAAAAAUUGAUAUUUCUGGUAAACCUUUCAAUAACGUAUAUCAGAAUGUCUUUUUUUUUAAAUUCCCCAACUUAACACCCUAGUCGCUAAAGCUAUUGACACCCGGGAAUGUCAAUGACGCAAAGCUCCUCACGAAAACCACAAAUUAACAAACAUAAGAUGACAUUUCCGCUCUCACAUAAGUACCGGAUCACUUUCUCAAUCACCUUGGAUCUACGCAUCUGAAUAAACUGGAACGAAGCCAUAUCCACAUGGUAUGAAUGAAGGCUUAACCGAGUGCUUACCCGGAUACCCGGAAAUGCAGAGUCUUAGCCCACCAGCACUUAUCCGGACGCAAACAAAAUGGAACCGGAUCCUGGUGUAAAAAAAACAAAAAAUUGUCUUCAAAUAUUCUAUGAUGCGUUCAACCCAAUGGGGGCAAAAUGAAAAAUGAAUGUAUACAAGAGUUCAUCUUUUUUUUAAAUAUACAGUCGAACCCACUCGACCUCGGUUAACUCGACCACCCUGUUAUUUAGACGUUUUGGAAGUGGAACCGCCAAAUUCUCUCGUUGUCUUAGCAUUUUCUUCUCGGUUAUGUCGAUUCUUUUAUGUCGCCGAACCCUGAUAUCUCGAGCACAAAAGGAUGUCAAAUUCGCAACUUAACCUCGGUUAUCUUGAUCCCCGUGACCAAUCGCCGGCUUUUGAAAAUUAUAUACAGCAGAAACGGGUCUACUUCAAAUGGAAGUAAUUAAAAUGAAAGAACAAUAUCGUUGUCCGCGCACUCAACUUGACACAGCAAGAAGUGAGGAGUGAGAGUCUUGCAAACAAAAGAGAGAGGUCGUAGUAACUGCUCUAUAUAGCGAGGGUGCUGGUCGCUAAUAGGGUGUCACGCGUCCUCACAAGUUGAUUUUUUAAAAACCCAGAAUCCGUAUUUAAAUAAACUGAACUGGCGAAUCCGUAGCGAGAGAAAAUAAAAACUCGCGAAUCCGGAGCUGAAAAAUAUUUAGCCGCACGAAUCCGGAAUUCCGGGAUAAACCGGAAAAGUGCCCCCCCCCCCCCCCCCCCCCCCCUGUGUUGUUAGUAAACAUGUAUGUACAUUUGUAUAGCAUGCCGACCUCUUUAUCUAACAAAUCGGGGUAACGCUGUUGUGUAAUAAAAAAAAAACCAAAACACGUACAUGUACAUUCUUAUUUAUAAACGCACAUCGUGUACAUAAAGAAAUUUCAAGAACAUGUUAAUAUAUUGCCGCUAUUUUGGUUUUCGUUUAUCUCGAUCAUCGGUUAUCUCCACGCUUUUGGCAAACCCCGAGGCCGUGCAUCGACAUACCGGGUUUGACUGUAAUUGUACAUUUUAUUCGAAUUAAAUUUUAAAAAACAAUAGAAAACUGAAAAGUGAUUUGUGCGAAACUAAAAGAAACUGCACAACUCUGAAAAUAUUUUGAACUCCUUGCGAAAUUAGUGUAACUAUUGUUUUAGUUAGUUCCAUACAUUUAAUUACCAGCAGGGCACAUUCUAUUCACAGUGAAUAGUUUAUCUCACAAGAUGACUGCCUAAUGUUGCAGAGUUGUCAGUGAGUGAGUGAGUGAGUGAGUGUGUGCGCGUGUGGGCGUGACUGUGUUUGAGGGGUAUAUGUGUGUUUGUGUGUGAGGGAGGGUUAUCGGGGGUGUGGGUGGGUAUAUGUUUGGGCGUGUGGGUGUGUGGGCGAGUAUGGGCGUGUGUGGGCCUUUGUUUGUGCAUGGGUGUGUUGGUGUGAGUGAGUGAGUGAGUGAGUGAGUAUGUGAGUGAGUGAGUCAUUGAUUGGGUGAGUUUUUAUGUAGGUGUGUGUGUAUGUGUGCAUUUUUAAGCGUGGUUGUGUAUCAAUUAUAAGUUCUGUCACGGACGUCAAUGAUCCUAAUGUGUAGCACACAUUUAAUAAGGGUAGCAAGUGGUUUAAAGUUUAAAUGAAGUAAGGUUAGGAUGGUAUCACCAAAUGAUAUAAAUAUUGAUUAAAAUAAAACAUUCGUAUCAGAAAAACGAACAUUGAUCACCACCAACGACAAGCAACUCUAAACGAUCCACUUGUUGAUGGGUUAUGGCAGCGGUUCUCAACCUGUGGCUCGGCUCACGAAACUCUCGGGUUUCAAUCUAACAAAUGGCCCGGGGUAGCUUGAGAAUUUUAGAAAUGAGUAGGGUUGUGUGCGUGUGUCUUAUAUGUGUAUCUUUUAUUAUUUUUAAAUUAAUUUAUUAUGAUCGGAUUAGUUUCUUAAUGUUAUUACACAACUUGCUACAUAAUCGUUUUAUUAUUUUUCAAUUCGAUUCAGUUGGUAGCUGUCAAUAGCUUAAUAUUUUUUUGAAUUGUUUUUCACAUAUGUUUUUAAAAGUACAUUAUAAUUGCAACAGUAAAUUACGAGCCUAACUCGUCUGUGUUAUGUGUAACAGCUCAUCUCUAUUCCUCAUUAUACAUUCUUUUUAUACCUCACAUCACAUGAUCACUCACUCCACUUUUCCAACCAAAAUUUACACUUUUAACUUUUAACAUUCGUGAAAACAACUCGCCAUGUCCAGUCAUACAACAUGACAACAACAUGGGCCAAUCAGGUCACAAAGUUCACUCAUUACACGCAACAAUAAUUGUCAGUUUCUGAGUAUUUCACAUACCUGGGAUCAAAUAUUUCUAGUUCUCUCUCCGUUGAUGAAAAGAUAAAUAACAGGAUCGCCAAAGCAGCAGCAACUGUGGUUAAACUGAAUAAGCAGGUGUGGAAUAAUGUCAAUCUAACUGGUAAAACAAAAAUAAGUGUAUAUCAGUCAUGUGUGCUUAGUGCGCUCCUAUAUGGCAGCGAUGUAUAAAUAACAUAUUCCCGUCAGGAGUUAAAACUCAAAAGCUUCCAUCAAAGAUGUCUGCGUCGCAUUUUACGCAUUCGAUGGCAGGAUAAGGUGCCUAACACGGAGGUCUUGGAACAAGCACACACGUUUAGCAGAUUCUCCGCUCUUAACAAGAGGCGUCUACGCUGGUUAGGUCAUGUAAGGAGAAUGAUGGAGGAAGGCCGUAACACAAAAAUACUGCUGUAUGGAGAGUUGACAGAAUGGACAAGACUUAUUGGACUGCCACGCCUGAGAUUUAUGGAUGUUUGCAAAAGGAGCAUGGAGGAAGCCAAUAUUGAAAACAACGAAUGGAACCUCAUUGCCGAACAACGUUCCAGCUGUCGAACAGCAGAGUCAAUAUUCUCCUGCGAGAAAUGCAGACGAAAUUGUCAUUCUAGAAUUGGCCUAGUGAGCCACUCGUCGAAGUAUAUGACUACAUAGCUACUCCAUCGUCUUGCGAAGACUGAAAGAUGUCAUAUAUAUAAAAUCGUCAGUCAUGCAUACUAUCGCAAUAAUAUAAUUUAUUUGCUUUUUUGUUUAUUUUUUUAAAAAAUGUAAAUUCAAAAGCUAGAAGCGUGUGCUAAAAACUAUUACAAGGAGUAAGAUUGAUACAAAAUGUUCUGGGGAUUAACUGGUGAAAGGGCGUUUAUUCUAAAACGUAGGUGGAUGACUCACGUGAGUUUUCACCUGCUCGUGAUUUGGGUUUUAUUUUUUAUUAAAUUCACACAUCAAGGUACAUAAUUUCAAUCAUAUUCACUAACAUGCAAUUUAAAAAAGCUUUAUGAAAAUUCAUAAAAUGAUAUGAAUGUAUUUAUUUACGUGGUAUUAACAGCACUUAAUUUAAAUUUUAAAAGUUAAGGAAAUUAAAUUCAUUAUAUAUUAUGAGGGCUUAAAUCUGCUUUGCAUAUCAAUUACAAUUAGAUUACGUGGAGUAUGGAUAUUGGCCCACCGCAAUGCCUAACGAUAAUCAUUUACAUUCAUUGCGCUUUGUAAUAAAAUUGGAUACGAUUAGACCGUUUACAAAUUACCUUCUCAAUCUAUAUAUAUAAUUCGCCAGCAAAGGUCAAACAAGACGGGUCAAACACCACGCAGGCUAUUUAUAAAUACGAUGAGUGUGGUUCAAUAAUGAGUUCACUAGCGCGUACAAUAUAAUUUCCGAUAACUACGCUAAAUGAUAUAAUGAUAUAUAUAUAUAUAUAUAUAUAUAUAUAUAUAUAUAUUUAUUUAUUUAAUAACGCAAUUGCGUUUGGUGCGUACAAUUUUCGUUUCGGAAAUGAAAUCGUCUCAAUUUAAGUAUUACAAACACCACGCAGGCUAUAUAUAAAUACGAUGAGUGUGGUUCUAUAAUGAGUUCACUAGCGCGUACAAUAUAAUUUCCGAUAUAUACGCUAAAUGAUAUAAUGAUAUAUAUAUAUAUAUAUAUAUAUAUAUAUAUAUAUAUAUAUAUUUAUUUAUUUAAUAACGCAAUUGCGUUUGGUGCGUACAAUUUUCGUUUCGGAAAUGAAAUCGUCUCAAUUUAAGUAUUGUGCAAAAAAUAUCCGGUUUAAAAGUGGUUUGGACAUGAGAAUAUUAAUACAGUUCAUGGGCGUGAAAUAAAAAUUGUGCAGUGACGUCUCAUGGGGGAAGGGGUGUAGCAAAUAUUGGGAUUCUUAAAUGUGCGUUACUUGAGUUCAUGUUUUGUCAAGUAACUUUACUAGAUGGGAAGUUCAGGCAUGGCUGUCGCCAAUGUUUGGCGGGCUAUAUCUAGUAUAACAUAAUUGAUGAUCUGGCUUGAUCGAUCUAUGUACGAGGUCACUUAAUGAACUUUAAUGUUGUUAGUGAUUCCUCCAGUCCCCUCAUUCGUGGCGUCUCGGCGCGGGAACGAAAGUGGACGUCAUGGCAGUGCUUUGUUGAAUAGACCUUCCAGGUGUUUGUUGUGGGCUGUGAACUUCCCAGCGGUGUGUCGUGGGUAAGGUGGUUUACCUCCGGGUGUAUAGCACUGGGCUCAGUCCUCGUUAGUGUUCUUAAUACAUCACUAUAUUGGGAUCUUAAUGCCCACAUUGAUUUAAUCACAUUGGACAUGGACCGGCCGUAACAAACAGCUACCAGCUCAGUCCUUCUAUAAAUGACACGAAGCUCAAUUAACGUAGACCAUCUCUUGUGUCCUAAAAUAUAUUGUGUCCUUAUUUAUCAAACCGGUUAAUGUUACAAACUUGUUUCUUUCUGCCAGCUUCAAAUCGGGUAGGAACAAUGGGAUUUUAAAGAUACUUUAACCCUUAUUGUUGUGAAUUUAAGGCAGAAUGUUCUUUAUUUUAAACUAUAAACAAAUGUUUACUGCACUAUUUGUUUUAUGUCGCAAAAUAAUUUUUACUGAAUUUAUUUACAUUUUCAUGUAAACAAAAAGAGUUUUUGUUAAUGUUUUUUUUUAUCUUUUCAUUUCAAAGUUGUAUGUUUUCGCUUAUUCACAGUCACCGAUGGCUCAAUUCUUUCAACCAGAUUUUGGACCUCUGUUUGGUGGCACUUUACUAGAAGUCAAAGGUCAGCAUCUUAACAUCGGCAGCAGAUCCAGAAUUAUUGUCGCGGGAAACGAAUGUGACAUUAUUGUUGAUAAAUUUGCCAACAAUGGGUUUGUAAAAUAUUUGACAAAUUAAGAUUUAACAAAAGUAACAUACAUUAAAUAAUUUAAUGUUUUAAUUAUAGAUGUUUUGUUUUUUACAUUUUUAAAUAACCAAUGUUUUAUUUAUACCAUAUAUGAUAUCUUUUUACAUUUCUAAAUAUUCAAUGUUUUUAACUUUUAUAGCUGUUCAUCGUUUCCAAAGUUUACGUUCUUCCUAUGUAUCCACAGAAGCAUAAAGUGCUCUACAAGAAAGAACAACAAAGCUGCCUGUGGUCAUGUAGAAAUAUACAUUGAUCAUUUCCACCAGAAGUUGACCAACGCAAACUUCUGCUACAAACCUGAUCCUCUCAUAACUAAAAUUCAUCCACUGGCUUCUAUUCAAAGGUGAAUAAUCUCUGAAAAAAUACCUUGUCUUAAAAGUACCUUGUAUCAAAAAUACCUUGUCUUAAAAAUACAUCGUCUCACAAAUAUUUUGUCUUUAAAAGGGAUUUUCUUUUAAUGUGAGUUAUUAAAGAUUUAAAAAAUUUCAUGUUCGGUAAAAAUGUGCAACAUGACAUUUGCCUCAAUGGAAAGGCAAAGCAUGCUCGUGGAUUUCAACUGUGACUUAAUUAUUAUUACUAUUUUAAUGUAUGUGUUCUGUUAUGUAGAUUAAUGUUCGGGAUUAGCAGUGGCGUAGCUAUGAUUAGUGACGACCAAGGUGGGGCAAAACUCUGAAUUUGUCCGAAACUGCCGACCCUUCAUUUCCCCCUUUUUUUUAGUAAAAAUAAAUGAUUUUUUUUUUAAAUGCUCCACCCCCCCAAACCGGCUGAAGUCCCCCCCCUCUGCCCCACCUAUCUACGUCACUGGAGAUUACCGGUUGUUGACAUUUGAGAGGAAAAAUAACUGUAGAUAAAUCCACUAAUAAAUGAUAAUGAAUGUAAAUGAUAAUGAAUGUAAAUAAUAAUAAUAAUAAUAAUAAUAAAGUUCAUUUCCAAAACACGCUUCAUCCCCAAAGGCUCGAAGCGCGGUACAAAGUCAACAAAAAACAUAUCUAUAAUUUACCACAUUUAAAACAAACGCAACACUACAAAAACUAAUUACAAGCAUACAAUCUCAAAGUCUUUCUAGCCAUUUCAACCCGAGCAACACAGCCAUUAUGCAUUAACUGUAAUACACAGCACAACGAUUUAUGGUAAACAUUUUUAAAAAACAUGAUGAUUCUUACCCAUGCAUUAUGUUGUAUUUAAAAAAAAUAUCUAUGUCAUAACUCUUCGUAUGGUUUGCUCUAGCGGUGGUACAACAGUGACGCUAUCAGGAACAAACCUUGACAGCAUCGCAUCUUCCCAACUUGCAAUCAUUUUUAACUACACCAAUAUGAACGGCAAUGACGUAAGCUUUUUAAAAUAAUUAUAUAUUUUUAAAAUACAUGAAAAUCAUCGGUGGAUAUAAUCCCUAUGGCAUUCAUCUUCUGGUUAUACCCCAUGAUAUUCAUCGUUAUGUAAAAUUCCCAUGUCAUUUAUUGUUGAAUAUGAUACCCAUGUCAUUCAUUUUUUAUAGGAUCUCCGUGACAUUCAUCAUUUGAUAGGAUCCCCAUGCCAUUCAUCAUUUGAUAGGAUCCCCGUGCCAUUCAUCAUUUGAUAGGAUCCCGUGCCAUUCAUCAUUUGAUAGGAUCCCCGUUCCAUUCAUCAUUUGAUAGGAUCCCCGUGACAUUCAUCAUUUGAUAGGAUCCCUAGGACAUUCAAAAUUUGAUAGGAUCCCCGUGAUAUUCAUCAUUUUAUAGGAUCCCCGUGACAUUCAUUAUUUGAUAUGAUUACCAUGCCAUUCAUCAUUUGAUAGGAUCCCUAGGACAUUCAAAAUUUGAUAGGAUCCCCGUGACAUUCAUCAUUUGAAAGAAUCCCUAUGCCAUUCAUCAUUUGAUAGGAUCCCAAUGAUAUUCAUCAUUUGAUUGGACCUCCAUGCCAUUCAUCAUUUUAUAGGAUCACCUGUCCAUUCAUCUUUUGAUAGGAUCCCCAUGAUAUUCAUAAUUUGAUAGGAUCCCCAUGCUAUUCAUCAUUUGAUAGGAUCCCCAUACUAUUCAUCAUUUGAUAGGAUCCCUAUGAUAUUCAUCGUUGGAUGGGAUCCCUGUGAUAUUCAUUGUUAAGUAGGAUCCAUGACAGAACCUGAUCACUUUCUUUGGGAACGAUUCUUACCCGAUGUGUUAAAAAAAAACCAUACCAGUUUCUAGAAAGUGUGUUAAAUAUUUUACAGUGGAAGUAGCCAUUAAGAAAAAUUUUGAUAUUUUUAUUAUUAUUUUUUGAUACACUAAAAAUAAACCGCAGAAUUAACUUGAAGGGUUAAAUAAAUAAUAAUACAGUGUCAUCUUAAUGGGGUGCUAAGAUGGCGUCGUUUGUCCUGUGUAUUUUUAACAUUAGGUUGUAGGAAAAGAUUUACUAAAGAAUGGACAACAACGUAUCCUAUAGUGGUACGUCAGCAAAACGUUCUCUAUAGAGAAAUAUACUUUUUAUUCAAGAAGAUUAAAAUUUAAUGCACAAGAAAUUGAAUUACGCGAUAAUUUUAGACUCCAAAAGACUGCAUCAAACUGAAUCCACUGAAAGUUAAACUUUCUAAAAUGAGAUAGAAUGAAAAGUAGAGGAACAAAGACAUUGAUAAUGAUAUAUUCAUAUAAGAAAAUAAUGACUUCUUAAAUAAGAAUUAUUAGAAAAUCACAACGAUAUAACGAAGUCUGUGGAGUGUUUCUGGCAUCCAUCCGUCCAAAUGUGACGCUGUUGAAGACUGCGCAGGACGAAAUACACAAGGCCUUUGAUUAUUCUUCUAGGAUUAUAAGCUAGUUCCCAACAGCAAAUCGUCUCUCUCCACGCGCUGGAUAACCCAAGGGAACAUCAUGUGGAUGAUACAGCUUGGCACCAGUGGCGUCGCAUGAGUUGUCAGAAUGUUUCAUUAUAUCAAUGUUAUCCGCCUACGGACACCAUCUCCGGGUUUAAAUUCAGAGUGUCCUUCUCUUAGAUGAGGUUUACGAGUCCCAUCGACCCGGGUUGCUGGUGACGUUUUUGCUUGACUGGGUUUUGGCUGGAAAUUUUGCUCAUGGACUGUUUCGCGUGCUUGCAUUUAAUAAAAUAUCAAAUAACCGGUCUAUGCAAACACAGGCGCAUCACGAUCCUGACAAAUCAGCUUUUAACUACGAUUGAAAGUAGUCAAGACCUUCUUAUUUGUGUUAGCUUCAUCUAUUGCGAAUGUUCCUUUCAUUCUGUCUCGGUUUGUGGUAGAAUCUCCGGACGGCUCCUUGACAAAUUUCCCAUCAAACUAUCAAGCUGAAACUUGGCAAAUACACUCGUUGUCGAUGACAACAGAUUCGAUCAAAUUUUCUUCCUCACCUUCCUCCACCCCAACCCAAAAAAAAAACAGUUUCUCCUGUAAUUCAAGUGGAAGAUAAAGGAAAUAUGAUGACACUGAUUUCAUGAAAUAAAAUUCCAUAUAACAGCGCUAAAUAACAUUCAUAUUUAUUUAUUUAAUUUUUUUUAAUAUCGAAAGUGCCUUUCGGUGCAUAAUAUUUUCUUUUAUCUCUCUGAAAUAGUUGGGGAAAUAAAUCUGAGGAUGGUGCAUGAGAAUAUUUAUAUAAAAUGAAUAAUUUUUUACAUGAAUAUAAACGAUUUAUACUGAAAACCUUGUUUUUGGAGGCUGUUUAAUUAGCUGCAAAAUUUGAUAAUGAAACCGUGUUCCGACCUAUAGGACAGUAACAUGGCCAGAGACGCAAUACAAGUAGUGGUGUAAUACAAUGAUUAUGAAAGGUAGCGAGGAUCGUGACAAUAAAACAUACCGUUUGUAUGUGUUUGUAACAGUUGUAUUCAAAAUUUAACAAUUGAAAAGCGCAGAGAUUUCAAAUAUAGGACUAAAGAAUUUCAGGACGAUUGAUACAUGGAAAAAGUUGUAACAAUAUUUUUUUUAAAAUCUAAUCCCCAUAAUCUUAACUCCCUCAAAUAUCCUCUCAUUUCUAUACUCUCAUUUCCACUAUCUUAUUCCCAUACUCUCAUUCCCAUACUAUCAUUCCCAUACUCUUAUUCCUAUACUGUCAUUCCUAUACUCCCAUUUACAUACUCUCAUUCCCAUACUAUCAUUCCUAUACUCUCAUUCUUAUACUCUCUUUGUUAUAUAACAUUUACACACUCAAAUUGCCAUAAACGUCCUACCUGUACACUGUGAACCUUAUAAAACACAAUGUGUUUUACAUGUAUUAUUGCUACUCGAUAAUAAAAUUGCCUACUUUUAAUCAUAUGAUUUGACAUACGUAUCUAAAAUAUAAAAAUCUAAGUCUAAGAUGUUUUAUAAAAUGGUCUAUCCGUUCAUGUCUUCCUUCAUCUAAUCCUGCAGGCUGAACAAGGCAACUGUAGCUAUCAAUACAAUACAGCAGACAUUCUUUGCUGGACUCCAAAAGUUCACAGCUUUACAGAACAUCAUUUUAAAAACUACACUGUCAUUGAGACGGACCUUGAAAUAAGAAUGAACUCUAAGAAAAUUAUCAUCGGGGACGAAAUACCAAAGAGAAUACGUAUUUUUCGUGAUCCGCAUUUUGACACAAUAUCUUCAAAAAACAGUAUGCUCUCUAAAAGCACUCCAACUCUUUCGUUGAAGGUAAUUCAGUAGUUUCUAUUUCUUCUUCUGUCAGUUUUAAAGGAGUAAGAGUUGAGGGGGAUGUGUAAGGCCUGCUGAAGGUUCAUGUUGUGUACUUUUAGCACAAUCGAUCCACUGAUGUUAUGGUAUUCCCCUGGCACUUACACCGGAGCUCUUGUAAUAUUAGGCUUGCAACGCAGGAUGCUUGACAGGGAUUAUAAUCAGGUGGCAUAAGCAAUGUAAUUUGGUUUUGGGCUAUAAACUGGUUGAUUGGGAUGGCAUCAAAUCAUGUGUCUUAUUUUCUGAAUUAGGCACACUUAGUUUUUGUUGUUUUUUUUUAAAUCUGCUCGCUUAUAAGAUCUCAUCUCGCAGGGGAAUAGGUCUUUCUUUUUUUUAUUCCUCAUCUGACCCGGGUGAAAAAGUUUUGCAAUAAAUAUAGCGUUAAUUAGCGUGACUUCGGUUAUUAAUAUCGUUCGCUACAGAAACCAACCAGCUAUAAAGAUGUCAAGCUAUUUCCCGUAUCAGAGAAUUUUUUUAUAUUCUUUUGUUGCUUUUUGUAUUAAUUUUCUUUUUAAAAUCUCAUUCCUCGUUGAUACAGACCCAAGGAAUGAAUUUUUUUAUCUCUGAAAAAUCUCAAAUAAGUAAACAUUGAUUGCAAUUAUUGAUUAUUUUAUAAAGCGCAAUGUUGGAUGAAAGGAAAUAGAACAAGCCCGGCAUUGUUUAUGCUUUAAAAUAGUUCUUACAUUUCCUGGUAGAAACUUACUAAUGGGAAUGUGUUUUUAGUGUCUAUGGUGUGUGUGUGUUUGUGGUAGGGGGGGGGGAGAGCUUAGCAGUAAGAGACAAUGGCAUUUGUGUAAUGGUGUGGGGGGGGUAGCAGUAAUAGACAAAGGCAUUUGUGUAAUAGUGUGUGGGGGGGGGGGGGGUACUUAGCAGUAAGAGACAAUGGCAUUUGUGUAAUGGUGUGGGGGGGUAGCAGUAAUAGACAAAGGCAUUUGUGUAAUAGUGUGUGGGGGGGGGGGAGGUUAGCAGUAUAGGCCUCCCGUAUAGCAUAUGCCUCAUCACAACGGUUCCUUUGCCUUGUAUCUCAAUUGUAUAUACUCAGACCAUUCCCACUUAACUUAUCAGUCCCUCGUUCUGAUCAUCUGGCUUGAUCAGUCACUAGUAGUAUGUAGAGGUGGCUUCUCCGAAUCUUCACUCCGUGGCUUUUUAGGUCUCAGUGUUUCUCAGGGCGUUCACAUAAGUGUUUAUGCAAAAAAUAAAUAUUACAUAAGUAGUUGGUGGGAUAUCGGUCAUAUUCAAGCAUUAUAAAUACUGAUUUAUUUACGUCACUGUUAUGAUAAAUUAAUCCCUAUUUGAUGUCUUCAUAAGUUAAGUAUAUUGUUUAAUGUCAUGACGGUUUUGAAUUAAUUUAAUAAAUAUAUAAUAUAGAUUGAAUAAUCAUUUCUUGUAACAACUAUUCUACCACAGGGUCGGGAUAUUCCCAAAGAUAUAAAUAAAGCAGACAUAAAAGUGAUGGUCGGAGGUCAGAGAUGUCCAGUCAUAAAAGUAGAAGUCGAUGUUCUUGAGUGUGAUGCACGAGAUGUCAUAGAACAAUUCAUACGUGAUGUAACUAACCAGACAAGUGUCACUCACGUCACAAACUCUACAGUCGGGACAACGACGCCGGAAAAUGUGACACCAUCAUUACAUCCAGUAGAUAUUUCAAGAUUUAAAGAAAAUGAAUCUGUGCCACCAUACCCAUCUUCCACAACAACGACCCCGUCACUAACACAACCCCCAACACAGCGAAGCUAUAUGGUGACCAUUGAGAUUGGAAACUAUAACAGAUCACUGGGGCAAGUGACGGUAUCACUGGAUGGAAGCGCCGCGGAAAAUUUUUACUUUAUAGCUGCCAUCGGAGCAGGGGCUUCUGGUUUCUUCAUCGUGCUGCUGUUAAUAGCUACAGUAAUGUUAUUGAUAAAACUGAAGAAAUCAAGACUGAAGAAAAAUCAAAUCAAUUCCAUUAGAGAUCUGGCAGAGGCACGCCUUGGUAAAGAUUUAAUCAGUUUCUUCUCUCAACGUGUUUUUUUGUUUAACAUUAAAAACUUCAGGGUCUAAUACUUUAGUGUUGAAUAUCCUUACUGCCAUCUUUUUUCCCUCUUUCACAAGUUGAGUGUAAACAUUAACGCUUGUGUUGUAUAAUUCAAUAGAAUCGAAUCCUACAGUAUCCGUAGUCCGAAGAGAUGACAACGCAAGUUUUUUAAGGUCUUGCAAUUUUGGGAAAUUUUAUUUUCAGAAACUAUGCCCUUAAGCCCAAGUAUUUUUUUUAUUGCGAUUAUAAACGAGAAACAUUUAAUUUAAACUGCAAUAAAAGUAUGUGGAGACUUAUUAAUUUGUUUAAAAUUUUUAAUGAUGUAAAA